AUGCAUCCAGCACUGCAAGCUCAGGGAACAGCUCAAUUGGGCACGGUUCAAGCUGAUUCUGAUGGCCAUGCUUCAUGGUUGGUGGAAAACACUACACUGAAACUCUGGAAUUUGAUUGGCCGUUCAGUAGUGCUGCAUGAUCUAACCGCUUCUUCCAGGUAUGGUUUGUACAUUACCCCGAAUUCUCGUAAGGAUUCAUCUGAAAUGCAUCCCACGAAACUUCUAGAGGUUGCAAACCAUCGAACCACAGGAAGCUCGUGCGCGCCCGGUGUACACCUGCUCAACAAACAGUCACCGGAAGAUGGAUGUACCCUCGUGACCGGUCGGACAUAUCUGGGACGCUGA
Molecule: messenger RNA, 345 nt
Organism: Opisthorchis viverrini
Lineage: Eukaryota; Metazoa; Platyhelminthes; Trematoda; Opisthorchiida; Opisthorchiidae
Exons: 5
Coding region: 1-345 (114 amino acids)
Biological process (GO): superoxide metabolic process
Molecular function (GO): metal ion binding
Source: RefSeq, a predicted model, not a curated record